AUUUAUAGGGGCGGGCACAAGAAUUCGAAUGGUAGUUUAGAUCUUGCAUAGCUAAGAUAUACACUAGAAAGAAAUAAUUUUUUUUAUCAGUGACGAAAAGAUUCGCUCACCAUGUUAAAGAUCACCACUAUUCUUACAGUGGCUUCUAUUAUUAUCACUUUUCAAGCUACAAAUGCGUAUCCAGCAAGUAAUGAAGAAUAUAGAUUUAUAGAAAGAGACUAUGCAAGUCCAGGAGCUCACCAACUGGCAAGCUGGUUAGCGUUCCAGCUUCGCCCAAAAGAGCUCAGCCCUAUCCCUCCGGUCGAGGUUCCUAUCAUACCUUAUCGUCUUCCAUUGCAAGCAGGAAAAAGAAACUCAGAAGUGACCAAUGCCAUGAUAGGUUCUGAGGAAACUCAAAAAAUGUAUAGGGAAGGUUAAACUUAGCAUAUGUAUCGAACGCUAAAAUUUGUUAAACUCGGUAAUAUAUGAAUCUGAAACGAAUAUAUUUGUUUCAACUUUGAUAUUAUAAAAAAAAAUAAAUGUAAAAAAAAUAAAUAAACAAAAAUCACAGAUAAAUAAUAUCACUAACUAAAACACUGGAAUUUCAUUUUGUGGCUUAUCGCAUAAGUCAUCGUCCAAGUACAUGAGAUACAAAAAUGUAAAAUACAGGGCGGGCGCACUGAGUAGAUGCCAAACGUCGUGUUUGUCGUAGAAUCCCAGGAAAAUGCAACCUUGGUUCCAUGUUCUAGAUUCCGCUGGACUAACCUGAAAAAAAUAUUAUUUUCUUUAUUUAGAAAAAAAAAUGUUCACUUCCAAGAUAGACAUAACGAAAACGCC
Molecule: messenger RNA, 816 nt
Organism: Ceutorhynchus assimilis (cabbage seed weevil)
Lineage: Eukaryota; Metazoa; Arthropoda; Insecta; Coleoptera; Curculionidae
Source: the annotation of a GenBank genome assembly